AUGGAUGAAUUGCAGGACAUUUGGCAUGGCAUCUCAUAUCUAGUUUUGGAUGAGGUUUUGAUGGUCUCUGCAGAGCUUCUGUCUGACGUUGCGAGUCGGAUCAGUCUUGCCAAAGCCAGGGAUCUGACCAAAAAGGAUUUGCCCUUUGGUGGGGUCAAUGUCAUCUUCACUGGCAAUAUGGCCCAGUUCCAUGCUCUAAAUGGUACUGCAUUAUAUUCACAUGCUGUGGUAAAUAACUUGACAAGGUGUACAUUUGAAAUGGUGAAAUCUCAGUGGCAACUAUUUGGUGCAUUUCUAUGGAGGUCUUUAACACAUGUCAUACAGCUCAUUCAAAAUGAACAAGCACAGGUGGAUCCUAUGUUCAUCAAGAUGCUUGCCUGCAUUAGAUUGGGUCCUGCAGAUACAUCCAGCAUCAGCCAGCCUUCUGAUUUGCAUUAUCUCCAACAAAGGCUACUCACUGAAUUGCAUAAAAAUGACAAACAUGAAUUUCAACAAUUUGCUGAGGCCCCAAUCCAAUCGUUUUUGCAGAGCAGCACCUGUGUGAUCAUUGGAAUGAAGAAAUGGCGAAGUUUUUUGCUUGUAGUACUGGUCAAUCAUUUGAAUAUUGUUAUGCCAAACAUUUCUGUGAUGGAGAAUGCCUGA
Pisolithus orientalis is the source of this 642-nucleotide messenger RNA. RefSeq lists its product as uncharacterized. NCBI's taxonomy places the organism in Eukaryota, Fungi, Basidiomycota, Agaricomycetes, Boletales, Pisolithaceae. The record is from RefSeq and is a predicted model, not a curated record. Bases 1 to 642 code for a protein of 213 amino acids. Gene Ontology annotation, molecular function: DNA helicase activity. The transcript has a single exon. Gene Ontology annotation, biological process: DNA repair; telomere maintenance.